AUGGAUAUUUCCCUGGCUUUGUUAUUCCUUUCCUUUUUCGCCAAACCAGUUUUGGGUUUCGGAACAGAUCAAGAAUACCAGAUUGAUAUCAUCAAUGAACUUGACCUGGCAAACGCCACCUAUGGAAUUACCCAAGUGGUGGGACUUCACAACAGCAGCAAAGCCUUCUUAUUUCGAGAUGUUGGUAGGGCAGUUCAUGCCCCAGCACAUAUCACUGAGAGGGUGGUGCAGCUCUUUAGGAGCAAAAACGAAUUCACCUUCCUGGCCUCCAUCCAGCAGAAGUCCUCCACAUCAGGAGUGAUAUUCUCCAUCCAUGAGUCAGAACACAGUUACUUUGAGCUGGAGAGCAGUGGGAUGAGAGAGGAGAUCCGUUACCACUACCGCUCCAAUGGCAAGCCUCGCUCUGAGUCCUUUCCCUACCGCCUGGCUGAUGGCCAGUGGCACAAGAUAGCUCUCACCAUCAGCGCCUCUCACCUCCUGCUGCAUGUGGACUGUAACAGGAUUUACGAACGGGUGAUCGACCCCCCCCAGAUGGAGCUUACCCCGGGCAGUGGAGUGUGGCUAGGUCAGCACAGCCACAAACACGGCCUUUUCAAGGGCAUCAUUCAAGAUGUGAAGCUGAUUUUUGCUCCCAAUGGCUAUAUAACACAGUGCCCCAACCUCAACCGUACCUGUCCCACUUGCAGUGAUUUCCUGAGCCUGGUGCAAGGCAUCAUGGACCUGCAGGAACUACUGGCCAAGAUGACCCUCAAGCUGAACUAUGCCGAGUCCCGGCUUACCCAGCUAGAGAGCUGUCACUGCGAGAGGACGUGCAGCAUUAACGGCCAGCUCUACCGAGAUAAGGAGCUAUGGGCGGAGCCAGAGAAUUGCCGAAACUGCGCCUGUAAGAAUGGUGUGGUGGAGUGUCGCAGGAUUUUCUGUCCCCCUGCAAACUGCUCAGAGGACUCGCGGCCUGUACAUGUUGAUGGUGCCUGCUGUAAAAAGUGCAGACCUAAAUGUAUCUACAUGGGGCACACUUUUUCUGAAGGACAGCGCCAUUUAUCCAGCAGCUGCAGGGAAUGCAAGAAUGGACUGAUGGUGAAAGUCUCAGAAACUUGUUCAGAGCUCAACUGCAGCUUCACUGAACAGAUCCUACCUGACAACAGAUGCUGCAACGUAUGCAAAGGUUAUGACUUUUGUGCAGAGGGACUCAUUUGUGGAGAAAACUCGCAGUGUAAAAACCAGGACACUAAAGCAGAGUGUGAAUGCAAGAGUGGCUAUGCCUCCAUUCAUGGAGAUUCCACCUACUGUGAAGAUAUCGAUGAGUGUGCUACCCAGAUGCACUACUGCCAGUCCAACACCAAGUGUGUCAACCUGCCUGGCAGCCAUAGGUGUGACUGCCGACCUGGCUUUAUAAGGGUGGAUGAAUACUCCUGCACAGAGCACGAUGAGUGCACCAGCGGCCAAAGUUGGUGCGAUGAGAACGCCAUCUGCACCAACACCAUCAGAGGUCACCUAUGCACCUGCAAGCCUGGCUAUGUUGGCAACGGCACCAUCUGCAGAGCAUUCUGUGAGGAGCGGUGCCGCAGUGGGGGGACCUGUGUGUCUCCAAACACCUGUGUCUGUCCCUCAGGGUUUACCGGACGCCACUGUGAGACAGACAUUGACGAGUGUGCAGAGGGCCUGAUUGAGUGCCACAACCACUCCCGCUGUGUGAACUUGCCAGGCUGGUACCACUGUGAGUGCAGAAGUGGUUUCCAUGACAAUGGCUCCUACCUGCUGGAUGGGAGCUCCUGCAUUGACAUCGAUGAGUGCAGUUUGCAGACACAUACCUGCUGGAAUGACAGUGUGUGUGUGAACCUGCCAGGCGGGUAUGAUUGUGUGUGUGCGUCUGGACCAGGCUGCACUGGGGACUGCCCCCAGGAGGACAGGAUCCGACGCAACGGAGAGGACUGGAAACCAAGCUUUGACCGCUGUGCUAUAUGUUCCUGCAAGGAUGGCCAGACAUACUGCAGGCGGAGACCCUGUGACUGUGGCGACCCAGAUGAAGACCUGCUCUGCUGUCCCGGCUGUGACAACAGGCCCAGCAGCCAGUGUCUGGAUCAGAGCGGACGCACACUGUACCGCAGCGGAGGGUCCUGGCUCUACGGCUGCCAGCAGUGCCGCUGCAUGGAGGGGGAGGUGGACUGCUGGCCCCUUGUCUGCCCGGUGCUGAUGUGUGAAUACACAGCAGUGAUGGAGGGUGAGUGCUGCCCGCGCUGCAUCACAGAUCCAUGCCUGGCCGACAACCUCUCCUAUGACAUUCGGCAAACCUGCCAGGACCCCGCGGGCAUCAUGCGCCUCAGUGGUGAUACAUGGCAUAUGCCUAACACACCCUGUACCACUUGCAAGUGUAAGAAUGGAAACUUGUGUUGCUCAGUGGAUCUUGACUGUCUGCAGAACAACUGA
Molecule: messenger RNA, 2427 nt
Organism: Lampris incognitus (smalleye Pacific opah)
Lineage: Eukaryota; Metazoa; Chordata; Actinopteri; Lampriformes; Lampridae
Product: protein kinase C-binding protein NELL1-like
Exons: 20
Coding region: 1-2427 (808 amino acids)
Molecular function (GO): protein binding; calcium ion binding
Source: RefSeq, a predicted model, not a curated record